Molecule: messenger RNA, 579 nt
Organism: Trypanosoma cruzi
Lineage: Eukaryota; Euglenozoa; Kinetoplastea; Trypanosomatida; Trypanosomatidae
Exons: 1
Coding region: 1-579 (192 amino acids)
Source: RefSeq, a predicted model, not a curated record
AUGAGGCGGACCGCCGCCGCGUGUGGUGGGUUCACCAUGAAAUACAAGAAGGGCACCGGCCUGUGGGACGAGGACCACGUGAAUGACUACAAGACCAACCGGUACCUCUCUGCCCGCGCGACGAUGCGAUGGUACUACGAGAUGGAGCGGCUUCAGACCCGCAACAGCCUCAACGCCCGACGCGGCACGCAGAGCCACAACAACAACAUGGGCCUGCACCACAGUGGACGCGGCGCCUUUGAGCGAGAGGUGGAGCGGCGCGGCCUGCAGGUGGAGAAGUACGCGCUGACCACCACGACAGGGGCGACGCGUGUGGCGGAAUUGACUCUGCUGCGACGGCUGGAACUUGAGAAAAAGGCCGAGGAGGCGAUGGCGAAACAACGUGCGGCAGUACGGCAGCCGGCACCGUCGGCAUGGUACGAUGAAGCACUGGGGCCUCUGAACCCCGAGUUUUUGCGCUUGAUGCAGCCGCACUAUGAGGUGGAAAUAAAAACUUUGCCGGAAGCCCCUCUCAUCCGUGAGCAGCAGCAGCAGCAGCAACAACAAAAACGUCGGUACCACCACCAGGAGUCGGCAUAA